Messenger RNA from Zophobas morio, 1075 nucleotides. Its product is annotated as cysteine-rich secretory protein 2-like. The record is from RefSeq and is a predicted model, not a curated record. Gene Ontology annotation, cellular component: extracellular region. The transcript is spliced from 6 exons. Bases 263 to 1069 code for a protein of 268 amino acids. Lineage: Eukaryota; Metazoa; Arthropoda; Insecta; Coleoptera; Tenebrionidae.
UCGCGUUAGUUCUGUGACGGAUCCUCUGGCAAACCAGUUCAGUUCCGCAUUCGUCGUCGAAAAAAAUCCGAGACGAGUUGGAAGUUUGCUCUGGAACUGAUUAACCCUUUUGGGGCAACGUACUGCGGACAAAGAAGUGACGUCACCGCGUACUAACACUACAUGAGUGGUUGUUGAGCGACGCCAAUGCAAGAUUUUAAAAAACGCGCAUUACGGACGAGGUUGAUCGAUUUGGCCCCAAGCUGUCUGGUGCGACAAUCAAAUGGGACUCGUUCUGCAGAUUGUUUUAGUAAUUAUCGUCAUUCAUGUCUCCGUCGUGUACAACUGGCGCCAGGACAGACGUCCGCGUGUCAUGGGCGAUAAAAUUCCUUUUAAGGCCAUCUUCCCGAACAACCGCCGCAUCCAGAGGAGGAUCGUCAGGUACCACAACUCCUUCAGGACCAGGGUAAUACCCAAAGCCGCCAACAUGCUACGAAUGAAAUGGCACAAAGGCGCCUCUCAUGCUGCCCAGCGCUGGGCCCAGGAGUGCCUCUUUCUAGUCCAUGACAACAUCACCGGCCGCCACAUCGACAACUACGGCUCCUGCGGUCAGAACAUCUUCAUCGCCACGAAGAAAGUGCCAUGGUUGUUCGCCAUCAAGUCUUGGUUUUUGGAAAGAGAUAAUUUCACUUAUGGCGGGACGAACAACAACCUCCAUGUUGUAGGGCACUACACCCAGAUGGUGUGGGCCACCACGCAUGAGGUGGGUUGCGGUCUGUCCUACUGCCGCCUCCAGGAUACCGAGAAGACGUUCUACAACUACGUAUGCAACUACUGCCCGAUAGGUAACAAACCAGGGCAAUUGGGGAAGCCUUAUCGAAGAGGGAGGCCUUGCGGGAUGUGUAGGAAGAAUUGCCAUGCCAAGAGACUGUGUACCAAUACGUGUCACGCGGCUGACCUUUGGGUGAAUUGCAAGGACUUGUAUAAAGGAUGGCCGCUUUGGUUGUGUAGCACUGAUACCCCGAAGGGCAGGGAGCGAUCGAAAAACUGUAGGGCCACUUGUACAUGUAAAAAUAAAUUACACGAUUAAAAUGGG